Molecule: messenger RNA, 872 nt
Organism: Ailuropoda melanoleuca (giant panda)
Lineage: Eukaryota; Metazoa; Chordata; Mammalia; Carnivora; Ursidae
Product: trifunctional enzyme subunit beta, mitochondrial-like
Exons: 2
Coding region: 54-872 (272 amino acids)
Biological process (GO): fatty acid beta-oxidation
Cellular component (GO): mitochondrion
Molecular function (GO): acyltransferase activity, transferring groups other than amino-acyl groups
Source: RefSeq, a predicted model, not a curated record
GAUCUUUUCGUGUCCGCCGCCGGAGUUCAAGAGGACGGAGUUAAGGUUUCAGGAUGACUUCCAUCUUGACUUAUACAUUUAAAAAUCUUCCCAAUACAUCAAAAUGGGCCCUCCAAUUUUCCCUAAGACCUCUGAGCUGUUCCUCCCAGCUACGAGCUGCCCCAGCCGCCCAGACCAAAUCAAAGAAAACCUUAGCGAAACCCAACAUGCGGAAUAUCGUGGUGGUGGAUGGUGUUCGCAUUCCGUUUUUGCAGUCAGGCACUUCGUAUAAGGAUCUGAUGCCACAUGAUUUGGCUAGAGCAGCGCUUUCGGGUUUGCUACAUCGGACCAAUGUCCCAAAGGAUGUUGUUGAUUAUAUCAUCUUUGGCACAGUUAUACAGGAAGUGAAAACUAGCAAUGUGGCUAGAGAGGCUGCCCUCGGAGCUGGCUUCUCUGACAAGACUCCUGCUCACACCGUCACCAUGGCCUGCAUCUCUGCCAACCAAGCCAUGACCACAGGUAUUGGCUUGAUUGCUUCUGGGCAGUCUGAUGUGAUUGUGGCCGGUGGUGUAGAGUUAAUGUCUGAUGUCCCCAUUCGUCAUUCAAGGAAAAUGAGGAAAAUGAUGCUUGAGCUCAAUAAGGCCAAGACUCUGGGUCAGCGACUGUCUUUAUUCUCGAAAUUCAGACUGAAUUUCCUAGCACCUGAGCUCCCCGCAGUGGCUGAGUUCUCCACUAGUGAGACUAUGGGCCACUCUGCAGACCGGCUGGCCACCGCCUUCGCUGUUUCUCGACAGGACCAGGAUGAGUAUGCCCUGAGCUCACACAGCCUGGCCAAGAAGGCGCAGGAUGAAGGACUCCUGUCUGAUGUUGUGCCCUUCAAAGUGGCCUUUUAA